GCGCAGCAUCCAGUCGGUUUUUACGUCGUCGCGCACACUUUUGGUCCGCGGUGUGUCUCGAAACGUCGCGACGUAAAGAGAGAGAAAGAUUUAUUCACAAUUGUUAUCCGAGAGAGACUAUAAAUUCGAAGGUACGACGAUACUUUGUUUUCGCGAGAAGCGCGGAUUACGCGCGCGAACGUCGGUGAUUUUUCGCGCGCGCCGGCACAAGUCAACUUUCAAAUUGCGGAAAUGCAAAUGGCGCCGGUGACCCUGAAACUUGGACAAUUCGAUCUGUUGCUGUUCGUACACACGCAAAAUCGAUGAGACGUGUCUCCGCAUUUUGCACGGAACUCGGAGUUUUUAGACUGAACUUUUGCAACAACACAAGAUGUUUGUUCAAAGAAUCACGUGACAAGUAACAACACGACGACGCGACGACGACGAGCUGGAGUAGUGUGUUUGUGUGUCACUAUGAGCGAGAGCUGUUGGUAAACAAAAAAAAGAAAGAGAAGAGAAUUGUUUGCGUUCAGACUGAAGAAUGGAAUUCGGAAGUUACAAGGGCACCGGGCCCCGCAUCAGAGUACGUCGGCGUGCGGAAUUGGGCAGACGGCUCACCAGAAGGUUGUCCCUCGUCGCAAAAAUGCCGGCUGCAAUUCUCAGCAGAGCGAACCCGCCCGAACCGAGACCGGUCGAGAUCACGGCAAUUGCACCUGACAAGACGCAGCUCACGUUAUCAGCAUCAUCGCCGGGAGCUAUUUCCGCCGUGGUCGCUCCGGUGCUUUUAAAGUAUCGAGUUUGCAGGCCACGAUUGUUGCUCGCCGGCUCGAGAGCCGAAGUUGAUCCCUCAGCUGACGUGGCCCUUUUGCACGGUGAAGUUUUACUCAUCGAAGACUCUGCGAGACAAUACAAUACGGUCGGAGACACAGAUCGCAGGUAUAGGGCUACGGAGAAGCUGUUGCACGCAGAAGAAGAAUAUCACGAAACAUUGUGCAGCGCCAAAGAAUUGUACGCACGUCCGUUGGCGCGCAGUUAUCCCGAAUUUCACGAUGUUAUUUUUCAACCCAUCGCGGAUCUGUCGCGGAUCAGUGCUGAGCAUUGUCAGAGGAUCCGCGGGGCACUCGAGAAUUGGGACGGCGAUGCCUUCAAGCCGAGUGACUUAUUCCCCGGCUCGUUUUGGAACUCAUACUGGGAAUACCUGGAAAGGUACAGCGAAGCUAGGAGGACACUCGACGAGCUGAGGGCGACCGAGGACCCCCUACUGCACUUUCUCAGUCUUAGGCAGGCGGCUGCGAGACACUCGCCCUUGUCCUUACUUCUCCUACCGGUGCAGAGGCUCGCCGACUACGAGAGGUACUUGGGUCAGGAAGCGAGGAAUUUAAUCGAUAACGAGUGCAUCGAUAGCGGAACGGUUCUUCAUCGCGGACAGUUGGAGGGCGAUCUCCAUCGCAUUCAAGAAUUGUUUCCCAAUGACAAUUUGCGUUUGCACGAACGAGAUGUUGUCACCACGAAGAUGAAAAAUAUAUUACGUAAGAGAAACAGUGGUACUCCAGCCAGACUGUCAAGAGGACUUUCUCAGAAGACUUUGGAUGUUUCGAUUAAUAAUUCCCCGUCGCCGAAAUCGCCGAGAACUUUUCUCCUGGAAACACCAGUACAGUUUACUACGGGCAUGCAAUCGCAGGAGAGACACCUCUUUCUCUUUACCGAUCUCCUGCUGAUCGCGAAAGCUCGAAGCAGUGGGAAUUUCAAACUGAAGCAGACCGUGAGGAUGAGCGAGCUUUGGCUUACGGCCGGUCACAUAGAGGAUGUAGCGGAGACUAGCAAAUCCGCGGAAACCAGCUUCGUUCUCGGCUGGCCAACCACAAAUGUCGUAGCCACUUUCAUGACCGCCGCGGCGCGAGAUCUCUGGUGGGGACGUUUAAACGAUCUCGUGCGAGAGGAGAGUAUGAAGGAGCCUCCGCACACGAACAUUCAAAUCGUGUAUCACGACAGCGACACCAACAGCGACUACUGCAAGACGAUCAUGGUCGGCUCGGAGAUGACGGCGCAAACCUGCGUGAACGUUGCGAUGCCGUUGUGGGAUCUUCAAGGACCCUUUCAGUUGUGGGCUCGGACGUUCCCGGACGAGGCGCCGUAUCCCUUGAUAGGUCACGAACGACCGUUCGCCGUGAAGAUGUCGAGAUUGCGACACAUGCUGUCGGCGGAUGAAGGUUUUGAUCUGGAACACAUCAACAACAGCGGCGUCGAUUUGUGCCACUUCGUUCUCAGACCGAUAAUGAAGACGCCCGCAAAAAAGAACAACCGGUCGAAGAUAACCGGUCUGUUACGACGUUCGCUGUCACUGAAUCCGAGUCUGUUCGGAGUAAAUUUGUCGCGACUGGACGAGAACGGUCUGCCGAAGCCCGUUCUAGUGAUGCUGCAACAGCUAUUCGCAAAAGGUCCGUUCACGCAGGGCAUUUUUCGCAAAUCCGCGAACGUUCGAAUCGUUCGGGAGCUGCGGGAUCAAAUUGAAUCCACGGGAGAUCCCAGCUGUUUAGAAGACGCGCCGAUUAUAGCGGUCGCAGCUUUGCUGAAGGAUUUCUUGAGGUCUCUGCCAGACCCCCUCUUGACUUCUCAUCUCUUUCCACUUUGGAUGGACAGUCUGGACACUUCAAAUCCUGUUCAAACUAUUAAAAGCAUUUUAGACAGACUCCCGAAAGCAAAUUACACUUUACUAUCGCACUUAAUCUGCGUGUUGCAUCACGUGGCAAGACGAUCGAAACGUAAUCUCAUGUGCGCAAGCAAUUUGGGCGUCUGCUGCGGUCCGAGUUUACUUUGGUCGUCGAAUCCGUCAGUGAAUCAGAGCAGAGCGAUCCCGACGAUUACGGAGAUGUUAAUUCGUCACUGCGAGGACUUGUUCGGCGCCGGCGUCACACAGCUUCUUGGAGAAGACACGCGCAGCGACAGCGGAGCCGAGGAGAGCACCGACAGUCUUCAUUCAGGUGGAAUAUCCCUGGAUAGUUUGGACUUGACGGAGGCGCCGCGUAGAGAUCCCAUGUCCUUAUCAAGAGACUCGGGCUUGACCUUGUCAGACUGCCAAUUAUUCAUCCCGGAAUCGCCCGUAGGCUCAGAAGACUCAGCCCCGAACGCUCCGUCGUCAAGCAAUUACGACAAGUCUCUCGCAAAGGAGGAAAAAUCAAACAGCAAACCUUACAUACCAGUUUAUAGAUGCGGAUGGGAGGAGAGACUGAAUGGUUACACGUCCACUACUAAUCAUUCGAGUAACACUGAGCACAAUUUCAGAGAAGAGAAGACUAGCACGUGUUAUACCAAUCAUUCUCAAUCAAAUUUUCAGCGGCAGGAUUGGUUACGAGCGCAACUCAAAAGAACACCUAGAACGAACAAGCUCGAUGAGCACGAGCACAGAAAGGAGAGGUUCAAUGACAAAGACAUGUAUGACAGGGAAUAUCUUCGACAGGACGCGAUGAAAGAGAAUGUGGAAAAUUGUAAAACUUAUCGGAGCAGGCAGAUGAACGUAACUUACGAUAUAUUGUCGGAGGAUUACGAUAGCAAGAGUUCGCAGCAAGAUAUCCGAGGUACCGAGCGUGUGUUGAUUCACGAUUCGGAGCAGGAUCUGACGAGCGGUAGCGACACGCCCCGAUCCGGUAACGAUCGUUACGAGUUUAAAAAGAAAGAGCGAUUUAACGAAUUUAAAAAUAAGUCCUCCGAAGCUCAAUACGUAAGUCUGGAGUCGCAGAAGGAGCUCCGUCGCCAAGUUCACGAUCGUGACGACUUGUACGAGGACUUCGUGAGGGUGAAGGCAAUAUACAUGGAAGCGUUGAAAUAUUGCAAUAAAGAAUCGAACGGCGAGUCCGAUGGAAAAAUUGGUUAUUGCGAGGACAGAAGUCGAUCGGGCGAGGUUUACGUGGCCGGAGAUACGAACGAUUCGUAUAAGACCGUGGUGAUCGACCUCAGCGAGGACGAACAAGAGGAAAGGACGACGUCUUGGCCGGAUACACCGCCGCCGCUACCUCCAAGGCUAAGGCAUCUACCGCCAGUGCAUAUGAGCCUUGAAGAUAGGCACAAGGUAGCUAGUAGGUCCAGGUCUCUGCCGCCGCCACCUCCCUAUCGACCACCGCCGCAACCUCGCGCACCUAUUACUACGCGGCAUCUAGGAUUCGGCAGAUCUGUCGUUGAUGAUGAGAGCUACGUCUGAGAACGAUUCUCGGCGAAUUGCCUCGGAGUUUCGCAGUCAUCGCAAUUGUUUCGUUAUCGAUUAACUUUGACACGUAUACAAAAAAGUCGUGGGGUCCGCUCUACGACGACUGAACCUAGUCCAAACCGAAACACUUGCGCAGUUUCGUGAACAAUAAGAGAGGUGAUUGUAUGAAGACGGCAUUGCGAUGUUUCUUCAAGAAGCGACGAGUACUUAUCGUCUUUCUUCGAUCAAACUUAGACAAUAGCAAGACGAACAAAAAAACGAAAAUGUCUUCGUAAGACAGCGAAGUGGAAUUCGCAGUUUUUUUUUUUAUUUGUGAUCACCAA
Molecule: messenger RNA, 4503 nt
Organism: Pseudomyrmex gracilis
Lineage: Eukaryota; Metazoa; Arthropoda; Insecta; Hymenoptera; Formicidae
Product: rho GTPase-activating protein 20-like
Exons: 12
Coding region: 521-4174 (1217 amino acids)
Biological process (GO): signal transduction
Molecular function (GO): guanyl-nucleotide exchange factor activity; GTPase activator activity
Source: RefSeq, a predicted model, not a curated record